GUGUGUGCGUGCGUGUGCGUGUGUGUGUGUGUGUGUGUGUGUGUGUGUUAGAACUGAUUGAAGUUCAUUGUGUCAGUGUGAAUUUGUCACUGAUCUGGAACAGAUUGACAGAUUAGAGCUCAGGUUAAUCCUGUGUGUGUGUGUGUGUGUGUGUGUGUGAGAGAGAGAGAGAGAGAGAGAGCUGCUGGAUGUCAUAUUUCAUUUCAUUUCAUUUCACUGUUUCUGAAAUACAUGCAUGUGUCACAUCUAAAGGAAGGAGCUCCAGUAUUGGCUUUAAUAAGACUGUUAACCGAAUGGUUUGGCGUUUUAGCAUGUCCGUGCUGUCGCUCCUGCGCUCUCCGCGGCUGUCCUUCCUCCAGACGCUGCUGGCGCUGCUGCUGUCGCUGCUGUCGCUCUCGUCCUCGCACUGGUGCGUCGGCCGGCAGAAGAUGCCCAAGCCGCUGUGUUCGCCCGUCCGCCGGCUCAAGUGCACUCCGGUGCCCGGCAUGACGGACGGAUCCUUCUCCUGGGAGACGGGCGACGAUCGCUUCAUCUUCCCCUCCUUCCACGCGGGACUCUGGACCGUCUGCGACGAGAACAUCUACACCGACGCCUGGGAGGAGAAGUGUCGCAGUUUCAUGGCCCUCACACCUGCAGCAGAGAAAGGGAUGGUGUGGCUGUACGUGGGGAUGGAGCUGCUGUACGUGGGUCUGUUGUGCGUCAGCUCUCUGCUCCUGUUGCUGCAGUUGUGUUUGUCGUCCUGGUGUCCUCCACAGCAGCGCUGCGCUCACUUACUGAACGCCUUCGCCGCCGUCUGCACGGUCCUCGCAGGGCUGGUUGGGAUGGUCGCUCACAUGAUGUAUAUGCAGGUGUUCCAGGUGACGAUCUCUAACGGCCCGGAAGACUUUAGACCUCACAGUUACGGCUACUCAUGGGCCUUUUACGUGGCGUGGGUGGCCUUCAGCUGCUGCAUGUCGUCCGGCGUGUUGACGCUCAACAACUACACCAAGAAGUUUAUGAUGCUGGGACCCAAAAACAGGAGUGUGUUUUACCCCUGCAGAAACUUCACCUUCCCUCCGCAGCCGCCGUCGCUCUCGCCGCUGUCGCCGUACUUCGGUCCACCGCUCCCGCCGCCUCCCGCCUGCCCCGCCCCUCGCUCACCAUGCCCCGCCCUCGCUCGCCACACCCCGCCCCUCUCUUACAACACCCUGCCCAUCGUUCACCUGGCCCCGCCCCUCUCUCAUCAUGCCCCGCCCCUCGCUCGCCACACCCGCCCCUCUCUUACAACACCCUGCCCCUCUUUCACCAUGCCCCGCCCCUCCCCCGCCAUGCCCCGCCCAUCUUUCACCCUGCCCCACCCCUCUAUUACAACGCCCAGCCCAUUUUCACCUGCCCCACCCCUCUAUUACAACGCCCUGCCCAUCUUUCACCUGGCCCCACCCCUCUAUUACAACGCCCUGCCCAUCUAUCACCUGGCCCCGCCCCUCAGUGGCCAUGCCCCGCCCCUCUCUCGCCGUCUCAGUGUUCGGACGAGGAGUUCAGCCCGCUCUGAUCUGUUCAUCUAUCCAUAUAUACUGUGUUUCUGUUUCUAUGUACUCAACAUUCUUUAAUGACAAACUGAACACCGACUCUUCGUGAAAAUAUCAAUGUAUUUCAGUGUUUUUUCUUGUGAUGUUACGACUGUUUUGCCCUUUGAAAUGUUCACACUGUCAGUGAGGAAGAAAUUCCACUUCAUUCUGUAAAUAAACAAUAAAUGUGUGCUUUAUUGA
Megalobrama amblycephala (Wuchang bream) is the source of this 1748-nucleotide messenger RNA. Its product is annotated as germ cell-specific gene 1 protein-like. NCBI's taxonomy places the organism in Eukaryota, Metazoa, Chordata, Actinopteri, Cypriniformes, Xenocyprididae. The coding region runs from base 189 to 1589 and encodes 466 amino acids. The transcript has 7 exons. The record is from RefSeq and is a predicted model, not a curated record. Gene Ontology annotation, cellular component: plasma membrane.